Molecule: messenger RNA, 1534 nt
Organism: Sphaerulina musiva SO2202
Lineage: Eukaryota; Fungi; Ascomycota; Dothideomycetes; Mycosphaerellales; Mycosphaerellaceae
Exons: 2
Coding region: 79-828 (249 amino acids)
Source: RefSeq, a predicted model, not a curated record
UACCUGUACCUUCCUUCGUGCCUUUGCCCAGUACCUAUCAGCUGUCCGAUAUUCUUUUCUGCUGCACUGUCAUUGGCGAUGUUGAAUACCUCUGCCGACGAGCUUACGAUGAAUUCUACAACUGCUAUGCUAGCUGCAAGUUCCAUACAUGAGAGCGACUCGAAGAAGAAGAAAAAUGGCAGCAGCAGCAACAGCAAGGACUCCAUCGAUUUCGUCAAGCCUUCUCUCAAAGAAGAGUACAAAUCGACACUAGACGAACCAUCUACUAGCCACAUCGAAUACCUCGUUCCGUCCUCCUCAUUCCCGAAUGCUCGGUCUAGCACCGAGCUCGCCAAAAUCCGCUGCCAAAACCAAUCCGAUUCCCCCCUUCUCCGCCUCCCUCGCGAACUCCGCGACAUCAUCAUCGCUUUCUCCGUAUUAGAUCCCACCCCUCACUCCCCACUCCCACCUCUUCUCCAAACCUGCCAUGCACUUCGCCCCGAAGUUGCGGAAAUCUACUACUCUAAAAAACUCAUUCUCGCUGGAGGAGCGCCUUCUCCAAUGUAUGAGAAGGGGUUCUUCAGAGGUUUCGAUCCGGAACAUAAGAGGCUUGUGAAGAGGUGUCAUUGGUUGUGGGAUGCUUACGGGACGGAGCAGGAUGCGAUGAAGAGAGCGAGGGAGUUGGAUGGGUUGACGGGGGUGAGGGAGGGAGUGUGGACGGUGGGGUUUAUUGAUGUCUUCGGGGGGGAUGCGAAUGUUGAGAAUGGCGAUGGGGAAAGGAAGAGAGGGGCCAAGGCGGUUUAUGUGAAUUGUAGAGGGGAGAUUAGGGAGCCGGGGAGUUGCGGGUAGAUGAGGGAGAGACAGUGCUUGAUCGAGGAGGACUUACUGAAGCAAGUCUCACUUCACUUGAGGGAUGGAUCACUUAUCGCUGGCCGACAGCUGCUGGCUGCGGCCGAAGAUUUGCCGAUGAAGUGCGUGUUUACCUUACCUGAGGUGCUCUUGGUCUUACAUCAGAGGUUGUUUUCUCCGACGGCCCUCGUCAACUCCCAGCACCAGCGCAUACGAGCCCGCGGUCAAGGUCGUUGCUGCCGUCCUCGCCCAGUCUUUCCCACUUUUCUCCCGCUCCGAUGAGAGAAGUCACCGGCAAGAUCGUGCCAUACAUACUAGCUCCGCAUCAUCAACAGCCGACAUGUUUGCUGUGUGUUGUUCAGCAGACGGCUGCAUAAGAACGAGUUCAGACCUUGGCGAUUGAGCUGCGUGAGCUAGUUCUUGGUCUGUGGGAAAGAUGUAUACCUACCUAGGUACCUUACCUGGCACUCUGGUGGCAGAGGUCGAUGGGCGAAAGCGGAGGAGCUGUCGGUGGUCUACAACACCUAGGCAGUCAUUCUGUAGAGAUCGUGCGGGCUCCAGCUUUUCGGGCCUUGAUGGCACAGAGUUCCUGGGCUGCAGCAGCUCCGUUACAUAGCGACGCCACAUGCGAGACACUCUAAUCCAAGCAACGGCGGCAACCAGUGGCUCAACAUGGAGCUGUGCGAAUAGGUACUGCCUAUACUUA